GAUGGGCGGAGGGAACGAUUUGGGGUUGGGGCUUGGGGGGUUAAAAUUUGAAUUCAGAUGUUCUUUUAUCACUACUUGGUGGGAGGAUCCGUGGUGAUGGUACGAUGGUGGAGUGGAGUGCAGUGGAGUGGUGUGGUUUUUUUCCAUUGUUUCCAUUGUUUGUAUUAUUUUGCUUGAUCAUACAUGAUGUGUGUACUUACUCGUGUUCAGCCUACCUGCUUCUUACUUACCUUAUGUACUUACUUACCGUUGUAAAACUACUUACUUAUGAUAGCAUGAUAGCAAUGUAUUGUACUUUUUAUUUUCUUUCUCCGGUGGUGAGGGUGACUGAUGAGUGAUAUAUCGCGCACUGGCCACGAAUCCCCAGAGGCGGUCGGGACGGGGCCGGGGCCACAGUACAGCCACAGUCUCUACAGCCAAAGGGAC
Molecule: messenger RNA, 426 nt
Organism: Tricharina praecox
Lineage: Eukaryota; Fungi; Ascomycota; Pezizomycetes; Pezizales; Pyronemataceae
Exons: 1
Coding region: 105-338 (77 amino acids)
Source: RefSeq, a predicted model, not a curated record